AUGUCGGGCCUUUCUCGUUCCUUCAACAUCCUGGCGCGCACCAGCCGUGCAUCCCUCCUCCGCCCCAGCGCCGUCAACCCCAUCCACCAUGUCUUCGCCAGUGACAAGAUGGCUGCUCGUGGUCUGGCCACUGCUUUCGAGCGUACCAAGCCCCAUGUGAACAUUGGUACCAUCGGUCACGUUGAUCACGGAAAGACCUCCCUGACUGCUGCUAUCACCAAGCACCAGGCCUCCAAGGGUCUGGCCAACUUCUUGGACUACGCUUCCAUCGAUAAGGCCCCUGAGGAGCGCAAGCGUGGUAUCACCAUCUCGUCUGCCCACAUUGAGUUCCAGACUGAGUCCCGUCACUACGCUCACGUUGACUGCCCCGGUCACGCCGAUUACAUUAAGAACAUGAUUACUGGUGCUGCGAACAUGGACGGUGCCAUCGUUGUUGUCGCUGCCUCUGAUGGUCAGAUGCCUCAGACCCGUGAGCACUUGCUGCUGGCUCGUCAGGUCGGUGUCCAAAAGAUUGUCGUUUUCGUGAACAAGGUCGACGUCGUUGAGGACCCCGAGAUGCUUGAGCUUGUCGAGCUUGAGAUGCGUGAGCUUCUCUCUACCUACGGCUUCGAGGGUGAGGAGACCCCUAUCAUCUUCGGCUCUGCCCUUUGCGCCCUUGAGGAUCGCCGCCCCGAGAUCGGUACUGAGCAGAUCAACAAGCUCAUGGAGGCCGUCGACACUUGGAUCCCCACCCCCGCCCGUGAUAUGGACAAGCCUUUCCUCAUGUCCGUUGAGGAGGUGUUCUCCAUCCCCGGUCGUGGUACCGUCGUCUCUGGCCGUGUCGAGCGCGGUCUUUUGAAGAAGGAUAGCGAGGUUGAGAUUGUUGGUGGUAGCGAGGUUCCCAUCAAGACCAAGGUCACCGACAUUGAGACCUUCAAGAAGACCUGUGACGAGUCCCGCGCUGGUGACAACUCCGGUCUGUUGCUCCGUGGUAUUAAGCGUGAGGACAUCCGCCGUGGUAUGGUCGUUGCUGCUCCCGGCACUACCAAGGCUGCCCAGAAGUUCCUGGUCUCCAUGUACGUUCUGACUGAGGCCGAGGGUGGUCGCCGCACUGGAUUCGGCAGCAACUACCGCCCCCAGGUCUACCUCCGCACUGCUGAUGAGCCCGGUGACCUCACCUUUGUCGGCGAGGACCAGUCCGGCCGUGUCCAGCCCGGUGACAACGUCGAGAUGGUUCUCUCCACCCACCGUCCCGUCGCCGCCGAGGCCGGUCAGCGCUUCAACAUCCGUGAGGGUGGCCGUACCGUCGCCACUGGUCUUAUCACCCGUGUGCUUGAGGAGUAA
Penicillium odoratum is the source of this 1323-nucleotide messenger RNA. RefSeq names its product translation elongation factor Tu. Lineage: Eukaryota; Fungi; Ascomycota; Eurotiomycetes; Eurotiales; Aspergillaceae. Gene Ontology annotation, cellular component: mitochondrion. Bases 1 to 1323 code for a protein of 440 amino acids. The record is from RefSeq and is a predicted model, not a curated record. Gene Ontology annotation, biological process: mitochondrial translational elongation. The transcript is spliced from 3 exons. Gene Ontology annotation, molecular function: translation elongation factor activity; GTP binding; GTPase activity.